AUGGAGUCCAAAGAAAGUUUCAAGGAAGAACUUAUGGCUACUGCUAAGGCCAUUGCCAGGCCAGGAUAUGGAAUCUUAGCAGCUGACGAAUCAACUGGUACUAUCGGUAAGCGGUUUGCUCCAAUCGAGGUGGAGAACACCGAACCUAACAGAAGAGCUUAUCGUGAACUCUUAUUCACCAGUCCUGAUAUUGAGAAUUACAUCAGUGGAGUAAUCAUGUUUGAAGAGACACUUGACCAAGAGACCAAGGACGGAAAGAACUUCGUUGAGCUACUCAAGGAAAAAGGAAUUAUCACUGGUAUUAAGGUUGAUAAGGGCGUUGUGAUUGUAGGAGGAACUGAAGAUGAGACUGCAACCCAAGGUCUAGAUAAGCUUGGUGAAAGAUGUGCUGAAUUCUAUGCUAAGGGAGCCAGGUUUGCGAAGUGGAGAGCCGUCCUCAAGAUCGACGUAACUAAGAACUGUCCAUCUGAGCUUGCGAUAUAUGAGAAUGCCCAUGGGCUAGCAAGAUAUGCGUCUAUUUGUCAAGAUAAUGGACUUGUUCCUAUUGUUGAACCAGAAGUGCUUUGUGAUGGUACUCAUACUAUAGAAGAAUGUGCUGAAGCUUCUGAGAGAGUGUUUGCAGGAGUUGUCAAGGCUCUCCAGGACCAGAAGGUCUUCCUCGAGGGAGCCUUGUUGAAGCCUAACAUGAUCACUCCUGGUAAAGAAGCUGCAGAAAAAGCUACUGCAGGAGAGAUUGCUUUCUACACUGUGAGAACUCUCAGCAGAACUAUUCCAGCUGCUAUGCCGGGCAUCCACUUCUUGUCUGGAGGUCAGUCCGAAGAGGAGGCCUCUCAGAACCUGAAUGCUAUGGCUAAGCUUCAGGAUGUACCAAAGCCAUGGUAUCUUUCUUUCUCCUAUGGAAGAGCACUUCAAGCAUCUUGCCUCAAGGCUUGGAUGGGUAAGGAAGAGAAUGUGGAAGCUGCCCAGAAAGAAUUCAUUGCUAGAGCUAAAGGAAAUUCAGAAGCCACUCUUGGAAAGUAUGAGGGCGGCGGUAGCACUGAAGAUUUGUAUGUGAAGAAAUAUGUAUACUAGUUUU
Messenger RNA from Moneuplotes crassus, 1075 nucleotides. Lineage: Eukaryota; Ciliophora; Spirotrichea; Euplotida; Euplotidae. The record is from the annotation of a GenBank genome assembly.